GCAAGGGACCGCAAGGCUCUGACAUUUGAAACCUUGGAGACGUUUCGGGUAGCGAAUUCUGAGCCGUUGGGAGAGUUUCAAAUACAGUGCAUGGGGAUCAUGGACAAGGACCAGCAGAAGGUCGUUGUCACGUGGAUCGGCCGGAUGGAGGGCGUCAACCACAAGAACGUGAAGAAGGCGCUGAAGGAACUCACUAAGGAGGUCAAAUCCAUCAUCCCGUCGGCAGGCACGCUCUAUGGGAUCUGUGAGAACUUCGACACUUAUCAGCAUGGAGGUCUGUUUCCGCUGCUACACCUGAGUGAAGAUUCGGGCGUCGUGAACAAAUUUCUGAACACAGACAGCUUUCUCGACAGCGACGUGUUGGGCCCCGGCAACAUGGUGGACCAAGGCGUGUUUGAGGAAGUGGCUUGCAUCACCCCGCAGAUCCAAGGGUCUGGCACAACGAACUCUGUCAUGGCUGUUUCUGCUUUUAAGAGCAUAGACGCAUCACCCAACGCAAAGCUUAUUAAAGAAUGGAAGCAAUGGACGGGUGCAAGAGCUUUCCUGCAAGACAUAGUGAUGGCAGGGUUAGAGUGCACCAAGAUCAGGUUCCUCGUCAAAGUAGCCCCGACGGAGGAGCCUGAAGGGUUCUACUACAUACUAACGACCGAGGUGUCCAUCCGUGAACCCUCAGACGAAGGGCUGUUCGUCGACACCCUACAGCGCUUCAGGGUCGAGCGCUGGUUCGGCUACAACACGAUUUAUCGCAAGAUUGGGUAGCCAUCUCCUGAAG
Messenger RNA from Penaeus indicus, 772 nucleotides. RefSeq lists its product as uncharacterized. The record is from RefSeq and is a predicted model, not a curated record. Bases 91 to 759 code for a protein of 222 amino acids. NCBI's taxonomy places the organism in Eukaryota, Metazoa, Arthropoda, Malacostraca, Decapoda, Penaeidae. The transcript is spliced from 7 exons.